Molecule: messenger RNA, 3480 nt
Organism: Symbiodinium necroappetens
Lineage: Eukaryota; Dinophyceae; Suessiales; Symbiodiniaceae
Source: the annotation of a GenBank genome assembly
GCGGCUAAGGUCUGCCAAUCCGCGGUGACUACAGAGGUGGACUACCGCAUCGCCGUGGCAGAAACCGCCAUGGCUCACAACAGGUACUACGACAGGAGUGGAUAUAGUCCACAACAAAGGGUGUUCGGUACUAACCUUCGUGUUCCGGGCAACUUGCUUUCGGAUGAUGUGGUCGCUCGAGAUCUACUUCAACCACCUCAAAGCGACUACAUGAGGUGCAGCGCCGAAAUUCGAGAAGCUGCCUCCAAGGCCUGGAUGGAGCCACAGGACUUCGAGGCCAUCAAUCGGGCGGUGAAGACCAACUCAAGGACCGUGGACGCUCUCCCGAUCCACUCCGGUGACCGCGUUUAUGUGUGGAGGACAACCCCGGAGUUUCGUGGAUGGUCCGGUCCGGGAGUCGUCAUCCAGACGACAGAGAAUGGCCGAUCAUUGUGGAUCAGUUUGAGGGGAUACCUCUUGAAAGCCUCCCGAGAGCAAACCCGUUUGGCUUCUAGCGAAGAGAGUUUCGGAGCUGAAUUGCGGAAGGUGCUGGCUAAAAGUAUGUUGGAGGACCUGGAAAAGGGCACCUUGAAACAUUAUCGUGAUGUACAAGGAGAAGGCCCGCCGAUUGAGGACAUUGAGGAAUUUGCCUCCAGCGAGUACGCCCCCUCAGACACGGAGGAGCUCUCCAGGGACGAAGCAGAGCAGUUAGGGAUCCAGCCCUUCGAACAUGCCCCUGCAGAUGGAGUCCCGAGCAUGCCGGCGAUCCCUGAAGAGCCCGUGCCGACGGAGGAGGAAGCAAGCACCCGGAUGCCUUCGGAGCCCUCACCGUCACAACCUCCUUCGGCACCAGCCUCUAGAAGAUCGAGUAUUCGAGUGGAUGAGGCCAGCUCAGGCGAGAUGGUCUUUGGCCCCAUCCGAGAGACCCGGCAACCACCGCUGCCCUAUCCCAUGACCUCGUCAAUCCCAUCGUGGCCAUCUCCGGGACAACCUCAUGCCUACCUGGAGGUGACGAACGAUGACGACCCCAACGGCAAGGUCAAAUGGUGGUCCGACAAGGCUCGGAAUCGCAAACUCCCUGUUCCCACGUCCAAGAGAACCUUCUCCAAGGAAGAGGCCCAAGCUACCUUCAACUUCCGGGAGAAGAAGAUGUUCCUGUCAAAGAAGGUGGACCCACCAGGACACAUUGAUUUUCGCCGUCUCCCUGAAAACCUCAAGAAGGUCUUCCGGAAAUCACGUGACAAGGAGAUCAAGAGUCUUUUGGACAGUGGGGCGAUCAAGAUCCUGAGCUUGGAGGAGUCUCUUCAGUUUGAACGAGAUCACCCGGACCACAUGUUGACCAGCCGUUAUGUGGACCGGUGGAAGCCCUCAGAAGAUGGCGCUACACUCCCAGACCAGUUCGAUGCCUAUGAUGCCUCCCUCGCCGACAAUGGUGUGGUAGCGCCCAAGUCCCGAUGGACAGUGGUGGGAUGGCGAGACCCGGAAGUUCAUGCCAUCGAGCGCUCAGCACCGACUCCGCUGACGACAUCAAUCUACCUGGCGAUGCAGACAGCAGCCACCAAGCGCUGGAAAACAUUUGUUAGAGACGUCAAGACGGCUUUUCUCCAAUCGAUGCCAACAACGCGCAAACAAAAGCUGGCUGUCCGAAUGCCCUCCUGCGAACACUUUCCAUCUUACCACCCGAAGCAGUUGAUCUUGUUGUUGACCGAAAUUUACGGCCUAGUAUCGGGGCCGGCGUGGUGGCGACGGUCGUUGUUGUCGGUACUGGUCAAAGAUUUGGGUUACACCGUUUGCCCCUACGACCGCUGUGUCUUGAUCCUCAAAGCCGACCCGUCGGAGAAGCUGGAGGACCAGAAGAGCACGCAAGGCAUUGUGGUCAUCGAGGUGGAUGAUGUGCUGGAAGCAGGUGGGGAAAGACAUCGCCGGAAGAUGCUUGAGUUGGAAAGCCGAUUCCGGUUUGGAAAGGUGACUAGUCUUAUGGACUCUGAGGCGGGAAGCGGCUAUGCUGGAAGACGGCUGAAGCAAGGCAAGAACUAUGGCUUCACCUACAGCAUGUCCGAUUACGUUAACAACCGCCUCCGCUACGUGGACGUCAACCGGAAGGUCUUGAAGAAAACAGCAGAGGCCACCAAGCUCACUGCGGAUGAGGAGAGUCAACUCAGGGGUGUGAUAGCAGCACUUAAUUGGGCUGCCAGAGAGGGUCGCCCUGACGCUUCAGCAGCCGCGAGCAUUUUGGCAGGCUGUGUUCCUUCACCUUCCAUGGCCGACGUGCUGGCCGUGAACCAAGCGGUUCAGGUGGUGAAAGCCCGCAAAGUGGACAUGGUGAUCCACCGGAUUCCUGAGGACCAAGUACGUCACGUGGUUAUCUCAGAUGCGGCUUUUGACCCGUCCGGGAAAUGCAAACCGCAGCACGGCUGGCUGCAGGGCAUGACAACGCCAGCGCUGAACUGUGGAGAGCGAGCUCCCGUAAGCCUCAUCGCCUGGAAGUCGCGAAGAAUGAAGAGGAAGGGCGGGAACACCCUUCUCUGCGAGUCGAUUGCUUUGUCGACGGCGAUGGGAGCUACAAGGUCAGAAUAUGAUCCUCGCGAAGGAGCCGAGGAUGAGGAGGACGACAAUGACUCCCCCACGGUGCUGGCGACAGAGGACCCGCGCUACUUGGAUCCCAAGAGCAUUGCCAUCGCGGACGCCAAAUCACUUUUCGAUGCGCUACAUUCUGAACAGUCUCACGGUGACGAUGAUCGUUCGGCCUUGGAGAUCGCGAUCAUACAACAGUCACUACAGCGACUGCGAGGGCGCAUCCGAUGGGUGCCCCACGAUGAGAAUCCGGCCGAUGGGCUUACCAAGCUGGUCGCAGAGAAAGGUGGCCAGUGGGGCACCGCGCUGAACACCGAGCCGUUCCUUGCAUUUUGGAAGGCAGUGAUUCAAGACGGCGACUACCUGAAGGCGAGAUGGUUCAUCAAAGUCGAUCCAGACACUGUGUGGUUUCCAGCUCGGCUCAUUCCGAUUCUGCAGCAACAAGAGGCGCAGAACCUGACCCAGGAGCCUGGAGUCUAUCUCAACAAUUGUCCCCAGGGCCUGCACGGACCCAUUGAGGUGCUGUCACAGGCAGCACUGAGUACCUUUGCAAGGAUUGCCAUCCAGUGCUAUUGGUCCAUGAACGACUGGGGGAAUUGGCAAUGGGGGGAGGACAUGUGGCUGGACCAGUGCUUCCUGAACAUUGGCCACGUGAAGCGAGUGUUUGUGCAAAACCUCCUCGUCGAGGAGAACUGUGCAAAGUGGCCGGGCUGGCAAUCUUGCCCCUCGCAGGGCAUUGUUGCGUACCAUCCCUUUAAGCAGGCUCCAUCAUACAUCGCCUGCACAGCCACUGGUAUUACCACUUCGACCACGAUGAGCACCACCACGAUGACGCUUACGACUAUGACGAGCACAACCAUUACGCACACUGCUGGUCCCAAUCCGGUCCAGAAUGUCGAGCACUGGCUUGCUGGACUCUUCCAUUGA